Ruditapes philippinarum (Manila clam) is the source of this 2248-nucleotide messenger RNA. RefSeq lists its product as uncharacterized. Lineage: Eukaryota; Metazoa; Mollusca; Bivalvia; Venerida; Veneridae. The coding region runs from base 792 to 1640 and encodes 282 amino acids. The record is from RefSeq and is a predicted model, not a curated record. The transcript has 2 exons.
UUAAUCUUCAAGAAACGAUUGCUCAUCAGUGUGAACUAAAUUCGAAUACUUUUGCUAUGUUUCUUGACACAGCUGGUGCCUUUGAUAAUGUUAGACAUAAUGGGCUAUUCAUAAAAUUGAAAAACUUUGGAAUUCAUGGAAUAUUUUUAAGAAUGCUCAUAAAUAGUUACACUGGCUUAACCGGACACAUCUUAGUCAACGGAAUCUUGUCUGAAAGCUUUAAAAUACAACAAAGUAUUCGUCAAGGAGGAAUUUUAUCAACAUGGCUGUAUCUCCUUUUUAUAGACGAACUUCUUCAGUCAUUACAGCUAAGUGGUCAUGGAACGGUUAUUGAAUCCAUAAGAAGUGGUAACCCAACGCUAGCGGACGAUAUCGUUAUUCUGUCGCCAAACAUUAAAUCUCUUGAACACCAGUUGAAUAUAGCGAACAAAUAUGCAUUCAGAUGGGGAUAUGAAUUCAAUGACAGUAAAUGCAAAUUAAUGCACUUUGGUAAUUCUGGCAGACAUGCGUUUAAAGAUAUAAAUAUUAAUUUCGGAAGUGCUUCCCUACGUCCGGUGGACUCGGUUACCCACGCCGGCAUUGAAUUACACAAUUCGCAAAAAUGUUCAAGUGCUGUAGAAGCGCGUAUCCGAAAAGGCCGCUCAUCUCUAUUUUCUAUUCUAUCUAUCGACGAGACUCCUGGCGACGUGAAUCCCUUAGUUUUGGCCUCUUUAGUGAAAAAAGUUACAUUUCCAACUGCCUUUUACGGAGCGGAAUUAUAGAAUGAUUUGACAGACACUGAUAUCCUUAAGAUGGAAAGAUUAUUCCGGUUAGCUGCCAAAUGCAUUCAACACUUUCCUAGAAGAACUCGAACUGAUAUGGCUCUAAGCAUGCUGGGAUGGUUACCUGCUAUAGCAGAAAUUGACAAACGAAAGCUUAAUUUCCUGCAGAAACUGUGCACAAUGCCUUCAAAUUUAUUGACAAGAAAAAAAUUUAAUUUCAGAUUACACCUAUAUGCAAACAGACAGUUUAGCGGACAAAGCGGAUAUAUACCUGACGUCUGUAGAAUUCUAAGAAAAUAUAACCUUUUCCAUAUUGUUGAAUCCUACUUACAAACAGCAAUCUUUCUUGACAAGUUACAAUGGAAACGAACAGUUUUUAACGCUAUACGCAAAUAUCAUACACAGCAUUGGUCAGAAAGAAUGAAUAGCGAUGAUGAUUUUGUACGCUUUAAAACUUUACAUACCGAUAUAAGCCCAUCAAUACUAUGGAGAAAUUCCGACUCUCUAAACUCAAUAAAACACGCAUUAUGUACUGCUAAAGUCCUUGUUGAGGCAAAACAAAGUGGUGUAAAAACAUGCAAGAAAUGUGGUUCUCAAACAAGUGACCUAAAUCUCCAUGUAAUAUCAAAAUGUAUUUCACUUAAAAAGACUCGAACAACUUUCCUUAAUAGUGUUGAAAAACAAUAUAGUUGUGAACUCAGUAACUUCCUGAAAGGAUGUAACAGCGAGACGUUUUUAAGAACUAUCUUAAAUCCUCGUGCCUUGGAUAUAUAUGACAUAGUUGAAUUUCUCCAAAAAGACUUCAUACAAAGUGCUUAUACACACAUGCCGAAGAAGAUUGUAAUAUCUGGAGAUAACAUUUCCAACGUCACGAAAUAGACACCGUCACACUGGUCUACGUAACAUUCCUAUAGAUGAUUGAUAUAUUUAAGUGCUUUUAAGAACUGUGUUUGAAUGACGAAUUUCUGUGAAUGCGGAUUUUUAGUUUUAAUUAUUAUUAAUUAUACUUUCUGUAAUAAUCAAUUUGUGCUAUGGACUCAUUUUCCUAAAAUAAUAUAUGAAUGUUAACACGAACAAAUGAUAUGAAUAUCUUCAAAAUAUUUUAUGGGUGUAAUACAAGUGGCUCAUAAAAAUCAUUGUUGAGAUAAAUAGAAUCGAACUUCAAGUUGGUAUAGUUUGUUCUAGAUUAAAACAACAUGCAAUUCAUAAAGGUUACGGCUUGAAAAUAUCGAAACAUGUACAUGUAUAACUCGAUCUCUAAAGAAAAUAUCGCAGUGCGGAUUUUCUCCACUGUGAUACGUAUUUCAUGACUCUGUAUCGCAUCAUACCGGUAUAUCGCCGUUCCGUUGCAACGCUACAUUAAUUUGUCCCUCUGGAAUAAGGCUUGCAACAAUAUAUGACUGUUGUAGCGAAGACAUGUUUAUUUUGUUUAAUAUAUGUAUACAUAUUGAAUAUAUGUUUAUGAAAUAAUAAAUAUUUAAGAGUGA